Lycium ferocissimum is the source of this 1766-nucleotide messenger RNA. RefSeq names its product 7-deoxyloganetin glucosyltransferase-like. Gene Ontology annotation, molecular function: UDP-glycosyltransferase activity. Bases 94 to 1545 code for a protein of 483 amino acids. Lineage: Eukaryota; Viridiplantae; Streptophyta; Magnoliopsida; Solanales; Solanaceae. The transcript is spliced from 2 exons. The record is from RefSeq and is a predicted model, not a curated record.
AAAACUUUCUUAUAAGUUUAUGCUUAUUCUUCCUCUAGAAAAAAAUCAUACAUAUCUUUCCUUUUCCAGCAGUUUGAGAGAAAUACGGAAAGAAUGGCUUCCUCUGGUGCUGAACUUGAUAAACCUCAUGUAAUUUGCGUACCACAUCCUUCCCAAGGUCACAUUAACCCUAUGUUUAAGUUAGCCAAAAUCCUCCAUCACAAAGGGUUUCAUAUAACCUUUGUCAACACUGAAUACAAUCAUAGGCGUCUCCUUAAGUCCCGAGGGCCCGAUGGACUCAAGAACUUGCCAUCCUUUCGAUUCGAGACCAUUCCCGAUGGCCUACCACCAUGUGAUGCUGAUGCCACCCAAGAUAUUGUUGCUUUAUGUGAAUCCACAACCACCACUUGUUUGGCUCCUUUCAAGGAGUUACUUGCUAAACUUAAUGAUGCUUCAUCUGUUCCACGGGUCUCGUGCAUCAUUUCGGAUGGUGUCAUGAGCUUCACUCUUGCUGCUGCCCAAGAAUUGGACAUUCCUCAAGUUUUCUUCUGGACUUUUGCUGCUUGCGGUACUUUAAGUUAUAUGCAUUACUGCAACCUUGUUGAAAAAGGAUACACUCCACUUAAAGAUGAAAGUUACUUGACAAACGGGCACUUGGAGACGACUUUGGAUUGGAUACCAGGCAUGAAAGGCAUCCAAUUGAGGGAUCUUCCAGGUUUUAUUAGAACUACAGAUCAAGAUGAUUACAUGAUUAAGUUUGUCUUACAAGAAACAGAAAGAUCAAAAAAUGCUUCUGCGAUCAUUAUCAAUACAUUUGAGCCGUUAGAGAAGGAAGUUAUCGAAUCACUGCAAACACUUCUUCCGUCGGUGUAUGCCAUUGGGCCAUUGCAUUUGCUUGUGAAACAUGUUGACGACAAGAAUCUGGAGGAUUUGGGAUCCAAUCUUUGGAAAGAAGAACCAAAGUGUUUAGAGUGGCUUGAUUCCAAGAAACCAAAUUCUGUUGUCUAUGUCAAUUUUGGAAGCAUUACUGUCAUGACUAAAAAUCAACUUAUCGAAUUUGCCUGGGGACUUGCCAAUAGCCAGCUGGAAUUUUUGUGGAUUAUAAGGCCUGAUAUUGUAUUAGGAGAAGAAACAGUUCUUCCACCCGAGUUCAUGGAAGAAACUAAAGAAAGAGGGAUGCUAGCUAGUUGGUGCUCACAAGAACAAGUCCUUAACCACCCUGCAAUUGGAGGAUUCUUGACUCACAGUGGAUGGAAUUCGACUCUUGAAAGUAUAAGUAGUGGGGUGCCAAUGAUUUGCUGGCCGUUCUUUGCAGAACAACCGACUAAUUGUUGGUUUUGUUGCACCAAAUUGGGCAUCGGUAUGGAGAUUGACAAUAAUGUGAAGAGGGACCAAGUUGAAAUCCUUGUAAGAGAGUUGAUGGCCGGAGAGAAAGGCCAAGAGAUGAAGAAAAAGGCAUUGGAAUUGAAGAAAUUAGCUGAAGAAGCUACUCAAAGACCAGCAGGAUCAUCUUAUGUGAACAUCAACACACUGAUCAAUGAAAUUCUCAUCUCUCCUAAACACUAGGCAUUACUAAUCAAUAGGUAGCUUAUUUUCACAUCUGUUGAGAUAUUAGAUUAUGCUUGUUUUUCUUCUUUCAUUAUAUUGUAAUAUUGCACUGUCAUCUGUUCUAACUAUAAGGACUAAUUUCUCUUGCUUCACCAGGUCUUUGGUCACCACAGAGCACCACGCCUGUUAGACACCCCAUCUUAACAAGAAAAUAAAGAAAUACAACUCGUUCCAUACUU